CUAGAAUAAUGUCCUGGAGGUAUUUUUGCCCUUCCAUAAUUUUUUUCCCUGCAACACUACAUUGAAGUUCACUAUAAUCUCUGCGGCUGUGCUGGUAAUAGUCAUAAAAUAAGAAGCUUAGGAAUGCAAUAGAAAUAUUGCUAAAGAUGGACAAUAUAAUAGCACCUGCUUCUGCUAUUUCUCAUGCCUCUUCUCUUGGCUUUGAACAUGCUGCUGCCCAUGCCACUAGUGAAGAUGAAGAGAAAAAAGGUUCAAAGAUCCUCCCGGGAUUUAUUUUCUUGUGUAAUGGAAGGUCAAAACCAGAAUGUUACCAGUUUCGUGUUUUUGGUCUCCCAUUGAGUAAGGUGGAUGUUGUGGAAAAGAUUAAAACCGGCACAAAGCUUUUCCUGUUUGAUUUUGACUUGAAGCUUCUAUAUGGUGUUUAUGAGGCAACUUCAAACGGACAAGUGGGAUUGGAACCUCUUGCUUUUGGAGGCAAAUUUCCAGCACAAGUACAAUUCAGAAUUUACAAGGGGUGUCUUCCAUUGCAUGAGACAUCUUUUAAACAUGCAAUUAAAGAUAACUAUAAAGGCUCCAAGUUUAAGCAAGAACUUGAUGAACAUCAAGUCACACAUCUUAUAUCAUUGUUUCGUCCCCUCUCUGAAUCAUCACCAUCAGCUGCACCCAUUCCACCAGCUAACAUUUGCUCUACUUUGCCAAAUAUGGAUAAUCAAAAGGGCAUUCACCUCUUGCCAAUGAAACAGCACGUUCAGCACUCACCAACUCUGCGAUAUGGGGAAGAUCCUUAUGCUACCAAAAUUGAACAAGUUCAUUUUCAAAACAUCCAAAUGCCACAGCAUGGCUGGCAGGGGAACGUACCUAUUAGAGAUCAUGGCCAAUUUGCCAUUCAUCCAGGAUUUUCAGCCCCUAGUGAGCGAUUUAAUACUGCAGAUUCUCAAUCACAUUUCACGCCAUCCCAUUAUCCAUACCAUACUGCAAACCCUAAUCUCAUGCCUCCCAUCCUCCAAUAUACUGCAGAUGCUCAAGAACAAAAUAUUGCAGCUCAUAUUCAGCCAUAUCCAUCUCACGAGUCUCAAAAACUAAAUGUGAACGUUUCCGAUUGCUCAUAUUAUACUGGAAGUGCUCAACAACCAGAUAAUACCACUUCUGGCUACCCAUAUUAUAAGACAGAUUCCCAACAAGUAAAUUGUGCAGCUCUGAGUCAUCAAUAUUAUUCUACUGGCUCUCUGGACCCAAAUGUUGCCGUAUUUAAUCGCAUGUCCUAUACUGCGAAUCCUCAACAGCUCAAUACUACAGCUUACGUCCAGCAAUAUUGUUCUAUAGAUCCUCAACCACUAAAUGUGGUAGCGACAAUCCACCCUUGCUACACUGGUGAUCCUCAGCUAGGAAAUGUCACAGCACCUGCUCAACCAUAUUGUAUUGCUGAUUCUCAUCAAGACUAUGUUAUCAAUGGUUCUGCACAACUGAGACAGGAAUGUUAUAUUAGGUCAGUGCAAGAGGCAGUUCCCCAGGAUCAACUAAUGGGAUCAAAACAGAAUUCACAGCCAUUGCCCGAACAGAUGCAUCAACGGGCUGCUUUUGUCAACUCCAACCCCGUUCUCCCAACCCCUUAUUUAAUGAACUAACUAACUCAUCAUGAAGCUCCUCAAGCAGCUAAGCUUCAUCUAAAUUCUCACUCUACAACCUGUUAUUAAGUAGUAUGUGCAACUAAUGAAUCAGUUCAUUAUUUGUUUUUAGUGGAAGGUUGUAGAAAUGAUGAAAACUAAGUUUCAGCACUUUGUAGUUCUGCUUGAAUGGUGUUGCAUUAUCUUUUGGAAACAGUUUACAUCUGCCCUAAUGUGCUGCAGGGAAAUGAUGAAAUUAAAACCCAAUGAGAAUCUGUGGAUAUUUUCAAUCCUUAAUUGUAACGUCCUAGAAGCCUAAGAAGUAGUCACUAAUUUAAGUAAAUAAAUAUUAGUUUAAUAC
Messenger RNA from Cuscuta campestris, 1965 nucleotides. Lineage: Eukaryota; Viridiplantae; Streptophyta; Magnoliopsida; Solanales; Convolvulaceae. The record is from the annotation of a GenBank genome assembly.